GAGCGGUGAUUCGAACCCCAGUCUCCAGAGCUAUAGCCCAGUGCUCAACCAGGUUGGCUCCUGACCAGGGUUCCAGACUCUGUACUUAGCUGGCAGCGAUGGCUGAUGUUGAUGGCCAUGUCCGUGGGGUGGUGAAUCCGCUCCCGGUUUUAGCCUGAAGUUUAAAGGGAGCCAUAUAGUGGGCCCUUGGUAUCCGCUGAGGUUUGGUCGCAGGACCAAAAUCUGUGGAUGCUCAGGUCCCGUUCUAUGUAACGGCGUAGUAAGAUGGUGCCCAGAAAUGGCAAAAUCAAGGCUUUUAUAUAUAUAUUUGCAAACCUUGGAGGGCCGGCUGUACAAGGUGUCAGACCUGUUUGAAGGAAUUAGGGUCCAUAUCCUUUAAAAUUCAGGCUCAGCCCCAGUUUGGGGUCACAUCCGGACCCCAGAAGAAGGCAGGAGGCACUGCUGGUGACUCCCUCCUUUUAAAGGUCCCAGGCCUAGGGGUGGCAUGGUCUCUUCUCCAGACCCUUGGCUUGCAGACCCCUGUGCCAGGCUGAAGGUUGGCAUUUGAGGGUAGGGAUGAUCCUUGGGACCAGACAAGAUGCUUAAGCGGAUGAAUGGGCCUUCUCCUUAGUCCUCUUCUAGGGAUGCUUUUGGGCUGUCUGGACGGAGGAACCAAGUCUGCCUCUUGCUUUUGGUCCUUGGUUUCCCUCCCUCCCUCUUUCUUUGUGGUGAGGCAACAGGGUUUCUAUGGCAAUGGGUCCUUCAUCCGUCUCAGCCCCGAUUGGCUGCGGAGGCCUCCUUCCUAUUUGGGGGGCAAAACCGGAAACCCAUUGUCAGAGGGGUGUUGUCGGUGGCCUGGCAUGAUGUGCCGGGAAGUGGAAAGACCGGUUUGGAGAGCUCACCUGCUGCUUGGCAAGAGAGUCACCUUCAUUGUCAGCCGCCUCUUCCAUUCCUGAGGAUGCCAGCCCGGCUUAUCCAGAUCAUGCGCCCAGAUGACGCCAACAUCGCUGGCAAUGUCCACGGAGGGACCAUCCUGAAAAUGAUUGAGGAAGCUGGGGCCAUCAUCAGCACCCGCCAUUGCAACACUCAAACCGGGGAGCGAUGCGUGGCUGCCUUGGCCCGGGUGGAGCGCACUGAUUUCCUUUCACCGAUGUGCAUCGGGGAUGUGGCCCACGUCAGCGCCGAGAUCACUUACACGUCGAAGCACUCCGUAGAAGUCCAGGUGAAUGUCGAGUCCGAAAACAUCCUCACAGGUGCCAAGAGGGUGACCAACAAGGCUACGCUGUGGUAUGUCCCCCUUUCUCUCCACAACGUCCACAAAAUCCUGGAGGUGCCUCCAAUUCAGUUUGCAGGGAAGGAGCAGGAGGAGGAAGGAAGGAGGCGCUAUGAGGAGCAGAAGAUGGAGCGCCGGGAGACGAAGGAGAGGAACGGGGAGGUCAUCCUACCUGUCAUCAACCCAGAUAGGCAAAGAAAAGAUCCCUAUACAGUUGGAUAUAGCCAGUCCAGCCUGAUCCACCUGGUGGGACCCUCCGACUGCACCAUGCAUGGAUUUGUACAUGGAGGGGUUACCAUGAAGCUGAUGGACGAGGUUGCUGGUAUCGUGGCCGCCCGCCACUGCAAGACCAACAUCGUGACGGCCUCCGUGGACGCCAUCAAUUUCCACGAGAAGAUCAAAAAAGGUAGCGUGAUCACCAUCUCUGGGCGCAUGACCUUCACAAGCAACAAAUCCAUGGAGAUCGAGGUCUUUGUGGACGCCGACCCCUUCGUGGAUGAGUCUCAGGAGCGAUACCGGGCCGUCAGCGCGUUCUUCACUUACGUGUCCCUCAGCAAAGAAGGGAGGCCACUACCCGUCCCGCAGCUGGUGGUGGAAACCGAAGACGAGCGGCGGCGCUUUGAAGAAGGCAAAGGCCGCUACCUCCAGACCAAAGCCAAGCGCCAGGCUAAGAUAAAGCCCCUCACUCAGCAAUGACACCCCCCAAAUUACCCACCAUUCCCCGGGAGAGAGGGAGGGAGGUCCUGCAGCCGGACCGCAUGGAAGUCCUCCCCUUGGGCAGAUCCAUCGCAAACACCUGACCAGUGGCACAGAGACACACAGAUGCACCUCAACACCUCCUGGAGAACUGUCCAUCCCAUCACUGCCUGUAACUAUUGCUAGACCCAUCAGGAAGAGGGGGAGAUUAUAGAGAGAGUAUAGGGGAGGGUCCCAGCCUAUGGGGCAGAGGAAGGGAGGUUCUUCUUCCACAAGGGAAUCGGGCCCAAAGCCAUAAUCCUGACCAAAGUAGAUCCAGGGAAUCAAUGGGGUUUACGCAAGUGUGCAAUUUCUCAUUCAGCAGUGCUUCAGUACUCUUCUGCAAGCUGGGACAUGCCUUCCAGAGAUGGUUGGACUCCAAGUCCCAGCAUUCCUCACCUAAACCAAGCUGCUGGGAGCUACAGUUGGACGAGUGCUGGGAGACCACUCCUGGCAAAGACAGCACUGACACCGAAGGAAGGCCAGAGAGUACGUCAACAAGGAGUCUUCCUUGAACCUUCACCGUAUGCCCCUGCCAGGUGUUGCUGGACUGCAGCUCCCAGCAGCCCUAUUAGCCAGCAGUAAGGAAUACUGCCAGUUGGGUAUUCACAACAUCUGGAGGACUGACUGCGGCCUUUACAGCUGAGCUGCAGGUGAAGGGUGCCCUAUUUUUCAAGAAGAGAUUGCCUUGUGGUGUGUGACAGGUGCGAUGGUCCACCUGGAUGAACCACAGAAGAGGAACGACAGGCACAGUUGUCUCCCUGGUUGGACUCUCCGAAGUCUCUCCUCCCAUCCCUCCGUACUAAAAGUUCUCUGCAAGAAAUAGUAAGAUCCCUUUGGGCCUUAGCUCUCUGCAACCCUCUCUGUUUCACAUCUGUUUCCAUGCCCAAGAAAAGCUUUCAUGACCAAAAAAGCUAAAGCAUUGCCCAGUACAAGAACCAAGCGGUCUCCUCUUCCGUCCCGUAUCCCUCUGGGAAAAUAUAUAUAUACAUAUGUACAUGUACGCUUAAUUUAUUUAAUGAAUGUUGUGAAUAAAAACUGGUCCGCCUUUAACCAAGA
Molecule: messenger RNA, 3046 nt
Organism: Sceloporus undulatus (fence lizard)
Lineage: Eukaryota; Metazoa; Chordata; Lepidosauria; Squamata; Phrynosomatidae
Gene: ACOT7
Product: acyl-CoA thioesterase 7
Exons: 10
Coding region: 938-1948 (336 amino acids)
Biological process (GO): palmitic acid biosynthetic process; acyl-CoA metabolic process
Cellular component (GO): nucleoplasm; extracellular exosome; cytosol
Molecular function (GO): long-chain fatty acyl-CoA binding
Source: RefSeq, a predicted model, not a curated record